AUGACGCCCAACUCGGGGCUGGGAUGUGAAGGAUCGGUGAGAGAGAAACUGAAGUUGAAAUAUGGGCGGCGCUUGGUCCUGCAGGAGAGUGGGGCAGUGGAUUCCAAAAGUCAGAGAGUGAAACUUAGUAAUGGCCACUUCAUUCCUGUCCUGGGAUUUGGAACCUGUGCACCUCCGGAGGUUGCUAAGAGGGAAGCUCUGGAAUUCACCCCAUUUGCUAUAGAGGUUGGGUUCUGCCAUAUUGACUGUGCUCAUGCCUACCAAAAUGAAGAGGAGAUUGCCCAGGUCAUUCGAGGCAAGAUUGCCGAUGGCACUGUGAAGAGAGAAGACAUAUUCUGCACUUCAAAGCUUUGGUUAACUUCCCUUCGACCAGAGUUGGUCCGAGCAGCCUUGGAAAAGUCACAGAAAAAUCUUCAAUUGGACUACGUCAAUCUCUAUAUUAUUCAUUUUCCAGUGGCUCUGAAACCAGGGGAUGAAUUAUCCCCAAAAGAUGAAAAUGGAAAACUAAUAUUUGACUCAGUGGAUCUCUCUCAUACAUGGGAGGUCCUGGAGAAGUGUAGGGACGCAGGGCUGACCAAGUCCAUCGGGGUGUCCAACUUCAACCACAAGCCGGGGCUCAAGUACAAGCCAGUCUGCAACCAGGUGGAAUGUCACCCUUAUCUCAACCAGAGCAAACUGUUGGAUUUCUGCAAAUCACAUGGAAUCAUUCUUGUUGCCUAUGGUGCUCUGGGAUCCCAACGAGUAAAAGAAUGGUAUUGAAUUCUAUUGGAGCUACCUGGUGAAGUAAUUAGCCUCCAACUAAUAAAAAAAAAAAUAUAUAUAUAUAUAAACAGUUUAUGAAACAAUA
Molecule: messenger RNA, 847 nt
Organism: Cervus elaphus (red deer)
Lineage: Eukaryota; Metazoa; Chordata; Mammalia; Artiodactyla; Cervidae
Product: dihydrodiol dehydrogenase 3-like
Exons: 7
Coding region: 1-759 (252 amino acids)
Biological process (GO): doxorubicin metabolic process; daunorubicin metabolic process; progesterone metabolic process
Cellular component (GO): cytosol
Molecular function (GO): bile acid binding; androsterone dehydrogenase [NAD(P)+] activity; aldose reductase (NADPH) activity
Source: RefSeq, a predicted model, not a curated record